GCAUCUCCGGAUCUUCAACAGUUCGACUUCCCUUCACCACCACCAGCUCCAACACCUCAACACCCACGCAAUUCGCGCCCAAAAACCCUCCCCGAAUAGCAGAAACCUGCCAGCAGAACCUGGCCGCCAUCCACAAUGGCUUCUGUCGACCCCUCCCUCCAAGAUCCCCUUCUCUCCCUUCGCCGUGCCAUCGCCGCCGGCAACCUUCCCACCCCGACCACCUCGUCCGAACUCUCGGACCAAAAUGCGACAGACGACCUAGCUAAGGCCUCGCAUCUCUACUUUGUGCACCCGAUUCCGCAGACUAUCGCGCUGACGGCGCCGACGCGUUUCGUCUCCGUCUCGUCGGACUCGGCGGUCGACCUCCGCAGUAUCUUCUUCGCCUGGCAGAAAAAGGAUGUCGCGAUUCCCGAGUACAUUGCGUCCGCGCAGGAGCUGAACGAGUCGCUCAAGCAGAAGGAGCACAAGGAAGGCGAGGCGGAGGAGAAGGUGCAGAAUUUGGUUUUCGUGGAGCGGUUGGAUCUCAUCACUUGGUUGGAGGGUGCCUCUGACGAGAGUGAAUAUAUUAAGCCGUUGGAGGGCGCUGCGGCAGCAGCUGCUGUCGCGGCUACUACUUCUCCGGCGGAGGCUUCGGCCAUCAUUGCCUCUGGGGCGACGGGUGGUGUUUCGUCUGUUCCUAGCGGUGCGGCGGGAGCUGCGGCGCCUGCCGCUGGGGCUCAGCAGGGGAAGGCUCCCAAGGUGAUUGAUCCUCGAUUGCAGGAGAUUUACAAUGGGGAGCGAAAGAUGGGAGAUCGGAAUAGUGUGCUACGGGGGAUUAAACCGACGGAUUUCUCGCAUGUUCGCAAAACGGCCGAGACGUUUUUGGGACGACAUCGCUCGCGGACCGGUCAAUAUCCUCCUGGCAGCAAACCGGGCAGCAAGCAGCCGCUGGUACCAGCGCCUUCGGCGGGACUUCCUGUGCCGAAGAAAUCCAGCUCGAAUAUCGAGCCGAUUAUCCUUCUGUCGCCCUCGGCAUCGUCACUGAUUCGGUUGUCGAAUGUCAAGUCGUUUUUGGAAGACGGUGUGUUUGUGCCGCCUGACCAUCCCACACUCAGCAACACGACCUCGUCGAAUAUCAUGAAGAUCGCGCGACCGAUGCGCGUCAACGGGGCAACUGCCUCGAGCGGCCGGGGCGUGGGCUCGCAGAACGCGGCGCGGAAGACGACCAAGUUCAUCCUGGUGGACAGCACGGCGAACUUCCGGCCCGACUACUGGCAACGGCUGGUCGCGGUGUUUACGACGGGUCAGACGUGGCAGUUCAAGUCGUACAAGUGGUCGUCACCGCCGGAACUAUUCAAGCACGCUACGGGAGUCUACGUAGGCUGGCGGGGGGAGGAAGCGCCUCGCGAAGUGAAAGGCUGGGGACGAGGCGUGCAGCGAUUUGCGGUGGAACGAUGGGACGAGAAGGGCGGAGUGCAAGGGGCAGGACGAUGGCGGGACCGGGAGGUGGUGGAGGGCAUUUGGACAGCUAUUGAAGAAGGAAUGAGGCUGAGGGGAUGGGGGAGUAAGUAAUCAUAAGGGGGAGGAUAUGUAAUCGCGUUGAUACCAGUUUCUAUCCUUGGGUAUCAACGGACAAUUGAAGUGUAGUCUUGUGGAUUUUUGCUGGGCGUGAAGGCGUUAGGUUACUAGAUUAUGGAUAUUGAACAUACAACAGAUGACUUACUGGACAGUGAGCAGAACUAGUAGAAGAAUAAUCUGAAACAUAACGGUCAUCCAACAGACUGCAAGUGGAGAGCGGAAGAAUUCUCCUUUUUUUUCCUGGCAGUCUAGAAUAAUCGAC
Aspergillus wentii DTO 134E9 is the source of this 1819-nucleotide messenger RNA. Its product is annotated as CDC73 C-terminal domain-containing protein. Lineage: Eukaryota; Fungi; Ascomycota; Eurotiomycetes; Eurotiales; Aspergillaceae. Gene Ontology annotation, cellular component: Cdc73/Paf1 complex. Bases 136 to 1551 code for a protein of 471 amino acids. Gene Ontology annotation, molecular function: RNA polymerase II complex binding. Gene Ontology annotation, biological process: positive regulation of transcription elongation by RNA polymerase II; transcription elongation by RNA polymerase II. The transcript is spliced from 2 exons. The record is from RefSeq and is a predicted model, not a curated record.